CCGCGCGUGCGCAGCGGUCGGCGUGGCGCCUCCGCCAAUCGCGGCGCGAGUCGUUGCGCGGCGGCCCCGCCCCCGGCGCGGCGAAGGACAAGGUGACGGCGCGGGGCCCGCGUUCAGCCUCUGCCGCAGCGGCUCCAUCUUGUGAGGUCGCCAUGUUCUCGUCCAUCGCGCCGCUCGCGCGGCACAACCUGUUCUGCGCGCCGCACUUCCAGCUGGUGCAGGACGGCGUCAGAAAGCGCCCGGCGGAGCCCGCGGAGGCCCCCGCCACGCGGCGGGGCCUGGCGGCCGCGUCCGCCGACGAAGAGUACAGUUGUGAAUAUGGCUCGCUCAAGUUUUAUGCUCUCUGUGGCGUUGGUGGGGUCCUAAGUUGUGGCCUGACACACACUGGUGUCGUACCUCUGGAUUUAGUGAAAUGUCGUAUGCAGGUCGAUCCACAAAAAUACAAGAGCAUCUUCAAUGGAUUUUCAGUGACAAUCAAUGAGGAUGGUGUUCGUGGCUUGGCUAAGGGAUGGGCUCCAACCUUUAUUGGCUAUUCCAUGCAAGGGCUUUGUAAAUUUGGUUUUUAUGAAGUUUUCAAAAUUCUGUAUGGCAACAUGCUGGGAGAGGAAAACGCCUAUUUGUGGCGUACUUCGCUAUAUUUAGCUGCAUCUGCCAGUGCAGAGUUUUUUGCUGACAUUGCUCUGGCUCCAAUGGAAGCUGCUAAAGUUCGUAUUCAGACACAGCCUGGAUAUGCGAACACUCUACGGCAGGCUUUACCCAAAAUGUUUGCAGAAGAAGGCAUCUGGGCUUUCUAUAAAGGUGUUGCUCCACUAUGGAUGAGACAGAUUCCAUACACAAUGAUGAAAUUUGCCUGCUUUGAACGUACUGUUGAAGCUCUCUACAAGUACGUUGUUCCCAAGCCACGAAGUGAAUGUACAAAAGGAGAACAGCUGGUAGUCACAUUUGUUGCAGGCUAUAUUGCUGGUGUAUUCUGUGCAAUUGUUUCCCAUCCUGCUGACUCUGUGGUAUCUGUGUUGAACAAAGAAAAGGGCAGCUCAGCUUCGCAGGUUCUCAUGAGGCUUGGAUUCAAAGGUGUAUGGAAAGGUCUAUUUGCUCGUAUCAUUAUGAUUGGUACCCUGACUGCACUACAGUGGUUCAUCUACGAUUCUGUCAAGGUUUAUUUCAGACUUCCUCGCCCACCUCCACCUGAAAUGCCAGAAUCUCUGAAGAAGAAGCUUGGUCUAACUGAAUAGACAACUCAUGGACUGACUGCUGACUGUCCCAGUGAUGAGUUUCAUGAAAAUUUUAUACAUUUGACUAUGUAGAAAACAAACUCUAUACAAUGUCAUUAUUGGUUGUGCCCUCAUCUCACAAGAGGGUUUAAAUUCUACCACUGUCAUUGCCUGAAAUAAAUGAGAAACAGAG
Messenger RNA from Poecile atricapillus (Black-capped chickadee), 1404 nucleotides. Its product is annotated as solute carrier family 25 member 3. The coding region runs from base 153 to 1232 and encodes 359 amino acids. Gene Ontology annotation, biological process: mitochondrial phosphate ion transmembrane transport. Lineage: Eukaryota; Metazoa; Chordata; Aves; Passeriformes; Paridae. The record is from RefSeq and is a predicted model, not a curated record. Gene Ontology annotation, molecular function: phosphate transmembrane transporter activity. The transcript is spliced from 8 exons. Gene Ontology annotation, cellular component: mitochondrial inner membrane.